GACCCAGCACCCCCAGAGAUGUGCCCCCCCAAAGGGACCCACCCCCUGUGAGUCCCCAGUGCCCCUCAGUGCCCACCCCAGCACCCCCAAACUCCCCCUGCCCUUCCCAGCCCCUGUCUCCCUUCCCUGCAGACGGGUGGGACGAGGAUGACUAUGGCUGCAGUGGGGAGGAAGACGCCAGCCAGCUCCAGAAGAUGACAUCCCUGAGCAUCGAUGACACGCAGCACGGGGGGGAUCUGCUGCCCCCCUACCCCUGGCCCAAGGAGGAGCCCCCUGCCUUUGGCAGCUGCUGCCCCUCGGGGGGCUCCUUUGUGCCCCCCGCCCCGGCGCUGCUGCAGGGGGAUGCGGGGGGCUCCCGGGGCGCCCCGGAGCUGCUGCCCCGCGCCCUCGCUGAGACCGGGCCCCCCCUGGGCCCCCCAGGACCCCCGGGCACCUGCCCGGUGCCACCGACAGAGCAGCUGAUCCCCGACCUGCUGGUCAGCCCGCACAUGCUGCCAUGUGAGCAGGGGAUGGGGAGAUCACCGCGGGGUGGGAUGGGGUGUGGGGAGACCCUGUGGGGCUGGGAGGAUUGGGGUGCCCAUGGGAUGGUGGCACAGAGGCGUGGGGUGGCCGUGGGAUGGGGGAUGCCCGGUGACACCGCGGGGCUCCCGCAGGUGGUGCCGGUGGCGGCGCGGCUGCUGCUGGAGAUGUUCUCCGGGGAGCUGUCCUGGUCGGCAGACAGCAUCCCGCUGCAGAUCUCGCACCCCGACCUCAAGGACAGGAUGGUGGAGCAGUUCAAGGAGCUGCACCAGCUCUGGCAGAGCCACCAGCGGCUGCCACCGGCACAGCCCCCGCCCGGCCCCUCCGCGGGACCCUGGGCACUGCCACCCGGCCCCCUGCCCCACUGACAGGACAUGGGGACACCCAGGGCACCGCCAGCCACGAUGGCUACACACCCCCGGAGGGAACCGCAUGCGCCCGCCCGCCCUGCCCGCGCUCGAGCCACUGCCUCCAACCCCAAAAUCAAACCAAAGAAAACCCCAAAAAAGGGGGAAAAAAAAAAGAAAAAAAACACAAACAAACAAACAAACAGAAAAAAAAACCAAACUAAAAAAGCAGAACAAAAUAAAAUAUAAAUCUCUAUUUGCAGAGUCUGUCCCGCCUGCGUCGUCUCUGGGAGUCGGCACCAGGCAGGCCACGGUGGGCUCGGGGGGCGCAGCGCCCCAGGACCCCCAGACUGACCCCCCAUCUUCCUAAGCAAUUUGUACUGUUUGGUUUUUGUUUGUUUCUUUUCCUUCUUUUUCUUCUUUUUUGUCUCCACUUGACCGAGUUUUUCUGCUUCUUUGCUGCCGGGCGGAUCCGAGUGGCUCGGUGCGGCGCCGCUGCCGCUGGGGCUGGAGUUGGGUUUGUGGGGUUUCCCCUCGGGCUGGUUCUCGUGGCCGAGAUCCGGGACGCGAAUCCCCGGGCAGGCGGGGUCCCCGAGCCUCCUCCCGCGGCUCCGGCCUCCGGGACACGCUGCAGCGGCCGAGAGCCCUCGGCUGAUUGUGGGACACAUUCUUGGGUUGCUGUUUCCUGUCUUCUCCUUCAAGACAUUCCUGGGAGCAGCAGGGGAG
Molecule: messenger RNA, 1592 nt
Organism: Malurus melanocephalus (red-backed fairy wren)
Lineage: Eukaryota; Metazoa; Chordata; Aves; Passeriformes; Maluridae
Product: interferon regulatory factor 5-like
Exons: 5
Molecular function (GO): protein binding
Source: RefSeq, a predicted model, not a curated record